Molecule: messenger RNA, 2115 nt
Organism: Sardina pilchardus (European sardine)
Lineage: Eukaryota; Metazoa; Chordata; Actinopteri; Clupeiformes; Clupeidae
Gene: ifngr2
Product: interferon gamma receptor 2
Exons: 7
Coding region: 559-1620 (353 amino acids)
Biological process (GO): cytokine-mediated signaling pathway
Cellular component (GO): plasma membrane
Molecular function (GO): cytokine receptor activity; protein binding
Source: RefSeq, a predicted model, not a curated record
GCUUGCAAUCUGUUACGUGCAUUUCGUAACAGUGCACAGAAACUCUUGGGAACCGACAGCACAUAUUUCUCGGCAACGACGACCUGAACUGAGGAACUGAAAACGGCCACUUCGCGGACACACAAACAACACAGCUCACAAGAAGUGCGAAACAGCACAAGAAAAGUUCCCUUGCUGAGUGAAGUUCCGGAUGUCACGCGUUGAUUUGCGGCCGCCUGGCUGCUCCGGUGCCCGCAGUGUCGCGUUUGGCACCUUAACCGCACAAUGACAUGGGGGAGAGUUGCUGCGGUUUGCUCGGUUGGUUAUGACAGAGAUUGAAAUAUUUUCGACUGAGUCAUUUUACACCUUUCCCAAGGCUUCUACACACGGAGAACAUGUGUCUGUUUUGUUUUGCGUUUGACACCUAGGUUUUUUUCUAUUAUGGUUUCCGUAAACUUCCCGUAUGGAGUAGGCUUGGCCAUAGCCAGGAAUUAGGUGGGGAAAAAAACGAAAUCGAAACUUAGGCUACGCCAGUCUGAAAAUGGAGUUCAAUGGUCUGUCGCUGUCUAAAUUUACGCGAUGAACACGCUUGGAUUUUUUAUCUUUUGCGCGGCUUCCUUGGUCCUCUGUAGAGCCCUGGAGGCUCCGCCCCCUCCCUACGAUGUGGAUCUGAAGCGCACUGAAGCAAUUCUGGAGUGGAGCUCACACACACACACACACACCGCCACCUACACCGUACAGUACCGCAUAAGGGACGAUGGAGAGUGGUGUGACCUGCGGGGCUGUGUGAACACUGUGGAGGAGCAGUGUGACUUCAGUGCCAACGCUACGCAUCUCUACGGAGCGGCACUGAGAGUACACGCCCGGCAACACAACGCCUCGUCUCCAUGGCAACAGAGCCAGAAGAGGGUGGCGUGUGUUCAUACUGGUUCCUGUUCUCCAGAGGUGGUUGUCAUGGUGUCUCCUGGUUACCUGAGUGUGCUGAUGGAUGGUGAGCGCAGUGACCAGAGCCUGCAGCGCGAGUACGGAGGACACCUGCGCUAUAGCGUGCUGUACGGCAGGGAGGGACACGCCAUGGAGGUGUUCUGUGAUGGCUGUGCGUCUGCGGUGCGUGUGGAGCCGUUACCUGUAGGAGAGCGCUGGUGUGUACAGGUGCGCUACCUGCUCUACAGCCAACCACACGGCUCACUCAGCAAGCAUGUGUGCCACCUCAUCCCACAGUCAGAGAGGGAGAGGGAUCUGUAUCUGGCAGGGUCCCUUGCUGGUGUUUUCUUGUUGCUGGUGGCCCUAAGCAUCGGCUGCUACUAUUUCAUCAAGCGCCACCACACACACAUCAAGGAGUACAUCAGACCCUGUGGAAUACCUGAGCACUUUAUUCAGAUCUCACCGGGUCAGCCGCUGCUCGACCCCAGCGCAGAGCCGCAGUCACAUGACCUGAUCAGCAGCAUGGUGGAGUGCACUCAGGAAGAGGACGUGGGAGCUACCGCCCUGAGCCAAUCAGAUCAUCCCACUCCUGUGGAAGAGGAGGAGCAAGAGGAAGAGGAGGAGGAGCAGGGGGAGGAGGGGGGUGUGGGCUACAGAGACUAUGAGGGAUCUGGCUUCAGUUCCAACACAUCCAUGUGUGAGAGUCUACAGAUGUAAUGGUGUAUUUCUCUCUGUUUCAACUGAGAGUAUGUGUGUGUGUGUGUGUGUGUGUGUGUGUGUGUGUGUGUGUGUGUGUGUGUGUGUGUGUGUGUGUGUGUGUGUGUGUGUGUGUGUGUGUGUGUGUGUGUGUGUGUGUGUGUGAUGUUGUGUAGUAGGUGCCAUACUUUAUGAUUCUGGUGUAUGCGAUACACAUGCCCACUAGCAAUAAAUGUGUGAUGUGUGAAUGCUCCUGGUCUAGUCAUUAAAGGGGAAUACAGAUGUGCCAGAAGGUGUUUCAUAUGGGCGGGGUACUUACAGAUGUGAGAGGGUGUUUUAUAUGUGCGGGGUACUUACAGAUGUGAGAGGAUGGAUGGAUGGAUGGAUGGGUGGAUAGAUAGAUAGAUUGCUACCUUAGAUCAGUGGUUCUUAAAGUGGGGUUGGAAAAAAAUAUUGGCAGGGUCGUGAAAUAUUUUGCGGUCUGAAAUAAAGAUUUUUUUUCUAACAGUGAUAGAA